Molecule: messenger RNA, 1521 nt
Organism: Perca fluviatilis (European perch)
Lineage: Eukaryota; Metazoa; Chordata; Actinopteri; Perciformes; Percidae
Product: piezo-type mechanosensitive ion channel component 2-like
Exons: 13
Coding region: 1-1521 (506 amino acids)
Source: RefSeq, a predicted model, not a curated record
AUGGCAGGGGACCUCAUGGUUGGGAUGCUCUAUAACUUAUUACUACCACUGCUCCUGCUGACUGCCUCUUUGUUCCGCUACAAUGGUCUGUCAGUGGUGUAUUUCCUUUUUUUGCUCACCUUGCCGCUGCUGCCGAACCCAAGCCUGGUCACUAUGAAAGGUAAAACCGGUCAGUUCUUGCGGCUGAUCAUCUAUACUAGUUUGACAUUCCUGGCCCUGCAGUGCUUCAUGCAGAUCCCCUUCGCCUACAUCCCUCCACAUGUUAGUGGCCACUGGGAAGAUGUCCUCUACCAUUUGGGCAUUAUAAGAUUCAGCUCGGUUGAUGCUGGGAACAUUGUGCGUCUCCUGGCCCCAGAUGUGGGCCUCCUCUUCUCUUCCCUCUUCAUACUGAGGCUGUGCAAAAAACGACUGCGCCCUGAGCCCCAAGUCAGCCUGCAUGAGAACGGAAUACCGCCUUCUGACCCCGAGGAAGUGGAAAUCUCUCAAACAGAAUCUGAGGGAGAAAGUGACACAGAGGGCUCGUCCUUUGACAGCUCAGAUGAGACUACGGUGCCGGUUCAGUCGAGUCCGCCCCAGUUUGUCCAGAAGCUGAUAGUGUUUGCAGCCGGACUGCGGCUGCUGAUGUCAGCAAUCAUGAACACAGCAGGGAAAGUGGUGGUGACUUUACUGCUGGGGCUGGCAGGUGUGUGGUACACAGGUAUCACGCUGCCAUCCCUCACCUCAGGUGUGUAUUUUGGAGUGUUUCUCGGGCUGGUGUGGUGGUGGGUGUUCAGCCGCUCCAUCAGCCUGUUGCUCUUCAGCUCCCUGUGUGUGAUGAUGGCCAUCUUCAGCGGAGGACACCUGCUGGCUCUGUACCUCUACCAGCUGCCUCUGUCCCAGCAGCUUGUGCCGCCAGAAGAUGUCUAUGCCAGGUUGUUUGGUAUGACAGGAGUGGUCAGAACCAACAGCUCAGACCUACACACUCUUGGUCUGCACCCACACGUCAGCUGGCCUGACUUCAUCAACCCUUUUGUUCUGCUGCUGCUCUACUACACACUGUUGGCUCUGCUGCACAAAUGGGUCCAUAUCACGGAGGAGGAUACUGUUGUUGAUGAUGAUGAGGAGGAGUGUGAGAGUCCAGUAGAAAGUCCAGAUGCUCCUCCAAGUUUCUCCAGGGUCAUCUACAUCUCAGGAGAUAAGCAGGAGCUUCUGAGCAGCACGGAUGAUGACACCUAUCUAGCUGAUGAGCCAAUGAUUUUAAUAGCGGGGAGUUCCUGGCAAGAUGUCCAUAGAAAUCAACUGGGAUCUCUGUUAGGAGGCGCAGGGUACACAAACUGUUACCCUCCACCACAGUAUGAAGGCGAAGACUCUCCAUCACAUGAGACAGAAAGUGAGGGAGAAAUGGGGGGAAAGUGUGAAGAUGACCUGAAGACUCUAACAGAGACUUCGCCUCCCCCCUCAGGCCCGAGUGGCUUGGUCAUCUUUGGACGUCUGGUGCAAAAACACAGCUAUGUCAGCGCCCUUAUCAUCAUGAUGGUGUAG